Oryza sativa Japonica Group (Japanese rice) is the source of this 892-nucleotide messenger RNA. RefSeq lists its product as uncharacterized. The record is from RefSeq and is a predicted model, not a curated record. Lineage: Eukaryota; Viridiplantae; Streptophyta; Magnoliopsida; Poales; Poaceae.
CACUCGCAACAAACUCGCGCAACUCACGAAUCGCAAAGGAAUCCCAAAAAGAAAAAAAAAAAACCUCACGCAUCGCAAAUCGCUCCUCCCCCAUGGGCGACGCAGGCGGGCCCCUUCCCGGCGAGCGCCGCCUCAGCCCCGCCGACCCCGAGGAGCCCUCGCCGCCGGCCUCAUCGUCGGAUGGGACUGGGAGCGGCGGCGGCGGCGGCGAAAACUCCGUGGAGGAGGGCGACGGGGAAGGGCCCGGGUCCGGGUCCGGUACACCCACGGCGAAGCGGCAGCUCUUCGACGCUGACGGCUCCGCGUCGAGGCCCACCCGCCGCCGCCGCAUCGCCUCCGACGACGAGAUUACUCAGGCUUUUACAGGUGAAACUACAAGUGAAAACACUUCCUCUACGAAUGAAAGUAAUCCUUUCAUUGCAGUAUUGGAUAGUAUGUGGUCUAAGAAGAGAGAGCUUGAUGCUAUAAAGGAGGCCGGGAAAGAUGAGCGCCAUGAAAAGUUAUUGUCAUUACAAAAAGAGAGAUUGGCACUAGAAAGACAGAAGUUAGAAUACGAGAGGAAUUUAUUGGAAUUCAAGAGAAACCAGCGGGAUGAGAGAAUUAUGAACAUGGACCUUAGUGAUAUGACUGGGCAACUAAGAGAAUACUACUUGAGGUUGCAGGGUGAGAUCAUGGCUCGACGAUCAGGUUGAGCUGCACUACUUGUUGUGUUGAUGGCCUGCUUAUCGUAUGAACUAUCUGUCGUAUGAGCUACUUGCUGUGUGAACUAUUUGUUAUAUGACCUAUUUAUUGCAUGAACUCCUGUGAUGCAUGGACAUAUUUGUGAUGUAUGAACUAAGCCUGAGUGCAAAUUUUCUACUUCUAACGCAUGCUUUCUACCAUUUUGGAAAAA